Messenger RNA from Paramecium octaurelia, 1805 nucleotides. Lineage: Eukaryota; Ciliophora; Oligohymenophorea; Peniculida; Parameciidae. The record is from the annotation of a GenBank genome assembly.
AUGGAGGAAGAAGACUGCACUAUCUUUAUUGAAGAACUCAAAAGUGAUGAUCCAAACCUGAAAAUCAAUGCAGUCACAAAAAUUGUAUCAAUUGCACAAAUCCUGGGUCCAGUCAGAACAUGCUCUGAACUCAUUCCAUACUUAAUAGACAUUAUUGAAGAAUAGGAUAAUGAGGAUGAAUUUCUAAUUAAAUUGGCCCAAGAACUUGUUAAUCUGAAACCUCACACAGGGACUAAUCCUCACCUCUUAAAUGUCCCUUUAGAAAUUCUGAGCUCGAUGGAAGAGCCAUUAGUGAGGGAAAAAGCUGUAGAAUCAUUGUUAUUGUUAGCAGAGGAUAUGCCAGACAGUAAGAAUUCAAUAAAAUAAUAAAAGGCUUUUUUGAAAAUCAUUUCUUUUAGAUUGUCUAACAAUUGGGAUAAUGGGACAACUUCCCAUCACGUAUUUCUGCAGCCAGUCUAUUUCCUUUAACUUAUAAACAUGUCUCAUUUGAAAAGAAAAACAUACUUUGGGAAUUAUAUAAACAAUUAUGCGGAGAUGACACGCCGAUGGUGAGGAGAGUAUGUGCUGGCGUGUUGUCUGAUCUAGCCAAAAUUAAAUGCUAACCCUAAUAAUUACUUACAAUUUGGGAGACUUUACUUAAAGAUCCUGUUGACAGUGUUAAAAUUAAGGCCAUUGAAGGUUCACAAUAGAUGCUCAAACUUAUUGAUGACAAUAAUGAAUUAGAUACUCAUCUUCAAGCAUAUUUUUCAUUAGCAGAUCCUAGAGAGAAGAGUUGGCGAGUCAGAUACACAGUACCAGAAUGCUUAGAAAGUAUAAUCGAAGUAGUUGUCAAAUUGAGUAAUCAUUUCAUCUCGAUAAUUUAGAUAAGGACAAGAGUAUACUCAAAACUAAAGCUGUCCCUGUCUUUCAGUAAUUACUCAAGGAUCCAGAGCCUGAAGUCAGAUCUAUUACUGUGAUGACUAUUUAUAAUCUAUUGAAGGAGGUACCAAUUACAUUGAAAGACUAAUUCUUACCCUUCUUCUAAGCACUCUCCACUGACACCUCCUAACAUGUACGAAUGUCGUUGGCUGAAUAAAUUUGCAAAAUAUCAAAAUAGUAUCCAGUCUAAGUUGUCAUACAAACUUUCAUUCCUCUAAUAUCUACUCUAAUUAAAGAUGAUGUUGCAGAAAUCAAAAUCAAAUUGGCUCAUAAUCUAGAUCAAUUAUCUCAAACCAUAGGACCUGAUAACUCUAAAAAACACUUGGUUCCUCUUAUUUCUUGCUUUGCUACUGAAAAACAAUGGAGAUUCAGACUAGAGAUGAUGUCCAUAAUACCCAAACUUUUAAAGGUUGCAGGAUAUGAUAGUUUUCUAGAAUUGUAGGAGAUUUAUCUUGACAAGGGAGUUCUUAAUCAUUAUUAAGCUAUUAGAGACCAAGCAAUUGAUAAUUUAGUGCCCAUCUGUGAAAAUUUUGGUUACGACAAAAUUCGAGACUUUAUCCUAAGAUGCAUUUCAAAAUAAUUCGAAUAACCCAAUUAUAUAUUUAGAGUUUCUGCUAUGCAUAGCAUUACUAAAUUAAGAGAUGUACUCUCUAUUGAUGAUCUACUUAAUUUAUUUAAGGUAGUUUGAACCAGUUAUCAUUUUCUAGGACAUCACUUCCAAAUCAAUCAAUGACAGAGUACCUAAUGUUAGAUUGAAUGCUUUUAAAUUAUUUACUGCCAUCCAAGAUAAAUUAGAUUACAGAACAUAAAAUGAAUUCAAAAAUAAGACAAGAUUCUUAUAACAAGAUGAUGAUAAAGAUGUACAAUUUUAUGCAUCAACAAUUUGA